GCCUCCUCUUCCUCCCUCCUCCUCUUCCUCCGGCCCGUGCGUGUCGUCUGAAGCGCCGCCGCCGCCGCUCGGUCACUCUCCGCGAGGCGCGCGUCAGAGCAGAAACAUGGCGGCGAACCGGGUCAUCGUCUACGGCGGGAAAGGCGCCCUGGGCUCCAAGUGUGUGCAGCACUUCAGGUCCCAAGGCUGGUGGGUCGCCAGCAUCGACAUGGCCGCGAACGACGAGGCGAGCGAGAACGUGAUCGUGAAGAUGAGCGAGUGCUUCGCCGAGCAGGCGGGACAGGUGACGUCAGACGUGUCCCGGUUGCUGGGGGAACAGAAAGUGGACGCCAUCUUGUGCGUGGCAGGAGGAUGGGCCGGUGGAAGCUGCAGCUCCAAAGAUUUAUAUAAAAACGCAGACCUGAUGUGGAAGCAGAGCGUGUGGACCUCCACCAUCUCCAGCCACCUCGCUGCUCUGCACCUGAAACCCGGCGGGCUGUUGACGCUGGCUGGGGCCAAAGCAGCGCUUUCAGGCACCGGAGGCAUGGUGGGCUACGGCAUGGCCAAAGCUGCCGUCCACCAGCUGUGUCAGAGUCUGGCAGCUAAAAACAGUGGAAUGCCGUCAGGAGCCGCGGCCGUGGCCAUUCUACCGGUUACCUUGGAUACGCCGAUGAACAGGAAGUUCAUGCCUGACGCAGACUUCAGUUCCUGGACGCCGCUGGAGUACAUCGCAGAAAUGUUUUUCAACUGGGCCUCUGGUGUGGACCGGCCGGCAUCAGGAAGCCUGAUGAAGAUAGAGACCUCCGCAGGUGAAACCCAGGCUGUGUCCGCUUUGUAGGGAGCAGAGUGGAGCUGCGGAGCCGGAGACGGGGGUUCGAAGACCAAUGGAAGCGGAGACGGAGAAGUGAAAUGAUUGAAACCAGAGGAGGAUUUAGUGAAAAAAGUCGGAGGGUGUAGAGGUGGGAAAGAGAUUGUGACAGUGAGCAGCUGAGUCAAAUAAGGAGGUGGAGGUGAGGCGGCCGGACGGGUUUGUUUGUGACUGGUGAGGAUGAGGAGGAUGAGGAAGGCCGGCUUUCUUUGCCAAGGUGGCACCACAGCACCAUCUAGCUGUAGAUCUGCAGCUACAAUCAGACUGGAAGUAGUGAAGCUGAUUCUGUGUCACCAUUUCAUGCCAUUCGUCUCACUCCGUAGCUGCAGCUGUUUUCUGUGACAUCUGUGCAGGUCGACGCUCUACAGCGAGUCUUACGUGAUGUGUGGCGUCUGUAGAUCUGUUAGUUUGUGCUGUGUAGAGUCUGUGAAGGGCCUAGACGCUGAAGAAAAGCCGCUGUCUUCUCUGAAACGGACAAAUCGCUUUAAAAUGCAGUGGCCUUAUUCUCCGUUUGUUCCAUUCAAGUGUCCUUGGUGUCUGUGGUUGAGGGGAGGUCUGCUCUUCCUGUCGUCGUUUGUUGUAACUGUGUCAAAGUCACAAUAAAAUGAUAAAAUAACAACAAA
This is a messenger RNA of Betta splendens (Siamese fighting fish), 1470 nucleotides long. RefSeq names its product quinoid dihydropteridine reductase a (gene qdpra). Lineage: Eukaryota; Metazoa; Chordata; Actinopteri; Anabantiformes; Osphronemidae. Bases 107 to 817 code for a protein of 236 amino acids. The record is from RefSeq and is a predicted model, not a curated record. The transcript is spliced from 7 exons. Gene Ontology annotation, molecular function: 6,7-dihydropteridine reductase activity; NADPH binding; NADH binding. Gene Ontology annotation, cellular component: cytoplasm. Gene Ontology annotation, biological process: tetrahydrobiopterin biosynthetic process; L-phenylalanine catabolic process.